AUGACCGCCAAUCUAGACAAGCUCCCUACUUUCCCACAAAAGCCCCGCAUUUUCAUCUUGACAGAUGUCUUGAAUGAGCCUGAUGACUCGCAGUCCCUCGUGAGGUAUCUGCUAUAUUCCAAUGAGUUUGAUACUCGCGGGAUAUGUGCGACAACAUCUACUUGGCUGCGCUCCAGCACCCAUCCAGAGGAGCUUCGUCGUAUCAUCAUGGCAUACGGCGAAGUUGUUGACAACCUGAACAAACAUGUGCAUCCUAGCUGCCAAUAUCCGUCCACCGAAUAUCUCCAUUCGCUUGUUACGACUGGACCCAAGGUCUACGGAAAGAAAGCCUUGAAAGAGCCUCAUAGUGCAGGCGCGCAACGCCUGCUAGCCGCCCUCCAGGAAUCCGAAGAACCACUCUAUAUACCGGUCUGGGGUGGGGUGAAUACUCUGGCCCAAGCACUCAAGCACCUCGUCGAGACAUCAUCCCCGAACUUGGCUGCCAGAGAGCGAGCCAAGCUACGUGUCUAUUCAAUCUCCGACCAAGACGACACCGGCGCAUGGAUUCGAGCCAAGUACCCCGAUGUCUUCUACGUAGUAUCACUGCACGGCUGGGACCAGUAUAGCCAAGGCAGCUGGCUAGGAAUGAAUGCCAGUGCCGGUGACGGAGUCGAUCAUACGAAGGUGCUUAACCCCUGGCUGAACGAGCACAUUCGUGUUGGGAAUUUUGGAGCUAAAGCGUACCCCGAAGUGAAAUUUGGUAUGGAGGGCGACACACCGUCUUUCUUAUGGCUUAUUCAGAAUGGUCUGAGUCACCGAGACUUCAUUAAUUGGGGCGGUUGGGGUGGUCGGUAUAUUCGGCCGCAGAGUGAGACUGAUUGGGAAGAUGGCAUUGAUGGGAAUCAUUUCCAUAAUGCCCAAGACUUUGGUGUCAUUGGGGCUGAUGGGAAUUAUCAUGCUGACCAUAAAGCCACCAUCUGGCGAUGGAGGGAUGCUGUUCAGGAUGAUUUUGCAGCCCGGAUGCAUUGGACUCUGACAGACAACUUUGCCGAGGCGGGACAUCCACCGGUUGUUGAUGUCAAUGGACACACUGGCACAGAACCGUUGGUCAUUGAAGUCAGGGCUGGUGAAACGCAUAUCCUCGAUGCAAGUGGUACACAUAGUGCGGAUAAUUGCAGCGCUGAUGAUAAUUUGGAAUACGCAUGGAUGCUCUACGGGGACGUCAAUGGUUUCCACUUCUUUGGCAAAGGUCCGGAGGUCAAGAUUGAACCCUUGGAAGACAUUCCGUCGAACACCGAGAAGGGUGAUACUACAGGAUUUGCUGUUUAUACUCGAGCACGCAAGAUCAAGGUGACCGUGCCACAGGUUGAGAAGCAUCCUCAAACGGGACUUGUCACGCCAGACUUUCAUGUCUUGUUGCAGGUGACCAAUAGGGCGGGCCCAUAUCCAAUUCGGAGAUAUAAGCGAGUUAUCUUCUCUUUUGUCCACGAAGGCACAUCGGCAUCCCCCAGGAAGGUAUUCGAGAGUGCUGGUGAAGCAUACCAGAUGUACGGAAAUAUCGAUGUAGCGAAGCCGAGGGUCGACUACUCACAACCAUUAAAUUAUACACCCUGUAACUGGUGGGGAGGGAAAGCAAAGGAGACAAAGAAAUAG
Molecule: messenger RNA, 1632 nt
Organism: Penicillium daleae
Lineage: Eukaryota; Fungi; Ascomycota; Eurotiomycetes; Eurotiales; Aspergillaceae
Product: DUF1593 domain-containing protein
Exons: 2
Coding region: 1-1632 (543 amino acids)
Molecular function (GO): hydrolase activity, hydrolyzing N-glycosyl compounds
Source: RefSeq, a predicted model, not a curated record